GGCGUCACCAGGACAACGGGCGUCGCCGGCGCCGUGUGACUCCGGGCUGUGGGCGCGCUCGCGGCCAUGGUUUUCUCAAACAAUGAUGAUGGCCUUAUCAACAAAAAGUUACCCAAGGAGCUGCUCUUAAGAAUUUUCUCCUUCCUGGACAUAGUAACUCUUUGUCGAUGUGCACAGAUUUCCAAGGCAUGGAACAUCUUAGCCCUGGAUGGAAGCAACUGGCAGAGAAUAGACCUUUUUAACUUCCAAACAGAUGUAGAGGGCCGAGUUGUGGAAAACAUCUCCAAGAGGUGCGGUGGCUUCCUCAGGAAACUCAGCUUGCGGGGUUGCAUCGGCGUUGGGGACUCCUCCUUGAAGACCUUUGCACAGAACUGCCGAAACAUUGAACAUUUAAACCUCAAUGGCUGCACAAAAAUCACUGACAGAGUGUGCCUGCCUUUUUCCAGCACUUGUUACAGCCUUAGCAGAUUCUGUUCCAAGCUGAAACACCUGGAUCUCACGUCCUGCGUGUCUGUCACCAACAGCUCCUUAAAGGGGAUCAGCGAUGGUUGCCGGAACCUGGAGUAUCUGAACCUCUCCUGGUGCGACCAGAUCACAAAGGAAGGCAUUGAGGCGCUGGUGCGGGGGUGCCGGGGCCUAAAAGCCCUUCUUCUGAGGGGUUGCACUCAGUUAGAGGACGAAGCUCUGAAACACAUUCAGCAUCACUGCCACGAGCUCGUCAGUCUCAACCUGCAGUCCUGCUCACGCAUCACUGAUGAGGGCGUGGUGCAGCUCUGCAGGGGCUGCCACCGGCUGCAGGCCUUGUGCCUCUCUGGUUGUAGUAAUCUCACGGAUGCAUCUCUCACGGCCCUGGGCCUGAACUGCCCCAGACUGCAGAUUUUGGAGGCUGCUCGAUGCUCCCAUUUGACUGAUGCAGGCUUUACACUUCUAGCUCGGAACUGUCAUGAGCUGGAGAAGAUGGACCUUGAAGAAUGUGUCCUGAUCACUGACAGCACCCUCAUCCAGCUCUCCAUCCACUGUCCCAAGCUACAAGCCCUGAGUUUGUCCCACUGUGAGCUCAUCACAGAUGAAGGGAUCCUACACCUGAGCAGCAGCACAUGUGGGCAUGAGAGACUGCGGGUACUGGAGCUGGACAACUGCCUCCUUGUCACGGAUGCUUCACUGGAGCACCUGGAGAACUGCCGUGGCUUAGAGCGGCUGGAGCUGUACGACUGCCAGCAGGUCACCCGUGCAGGCAUCAAGCGCAUGCGGGUAGGUGCAAGUCCCUCCUUGGCUGUCCCUCAGCAACUGAGGAAUACCCAGAAAUCAACAUCCAGGAUGUUAAGAGAGCUCAGCAGGCUCAGCUUCCUCAUGUCAAAGUCCAUGCCUACUUUGCUCCAGUCACCCCUCCACCAGCAGUGGCAGGAAGUGGACAUCGACUGUGCAGGUGCUGUGUCAUACUCUGACAGCAGCUCCUUAGGCCAAGGGCCCCAUCCUCCAGGUUAGACCAGUCUCCUGACUGCGCACCAUCACCCUGUCUCAACUCUCCACUGGGAAAGCAUUACAGGGAAGACUUCAGCACAGACUGCAGUAACUGGUGAUUCUAUUCACCUUAACCUUGUUGGGAUGCAAGCCAAUCAAAGCCUGUGUCAGUUACCAUAUGGCAAGAGUGGUGUGGUGCAGCCAAGACCACACAAGUAACCCGGAGGCCCUUCAGCAGUGGAUACCCACCUAGGUAACACAGCCCUACCCGGCUUUGUCAGCAUCCAACACAUAGACCUUCAGUGUUAGCACAACCAGAGCAGAGCAUAGAGCCUGUGGUUUUCUACCUGGUCCUUAAGCUGGUGGCUUACUUUAAUUCAUAAUGAUUCCUACUGAUUUGCAGAACUUUUCCAUUUUGAAGACUAAAUAGCACCUUUAUCAAUGUGACUGUACUGCAAACUCAGAAUGGCUGGUAGUUUCGUAUGUAGAAACGUGUGUGAAAGGCAUGUUAAUACAUUUCCAGAGAACACCAAAGAAUGAGGACUCUAAGCUGGGUGGGGCAUGAUCUUCACCCUUCUGUGUCAACUUGUCAUAUCCAAUUAUAGGGACCAAAACCUAAACAAAAGCAACCUACUUUGCAUUGCCCCAUUGGAAAUGAUAAGCUCUGUCAUGUGCUACAGCAUACAAUGCAUUUCUGUUAAAGGAAAAAAGCCAAUUAUGUCCACACUUCUCAAAAAAUUUGGGGGAACCUUGAAGAAACUCAGAAUUAAGGCUUAAGUUAUCUAUAAUAUAAUCAAGUAAAAAUAAUGAAUGGGUGCAUGAGAAUGAAUUUUUUUUUUUCAAAUUUACUCUGAAUUUUUAGAGAUCAUACCAGAACUACAUUAAAGCUUCACACAUGGAAAAACUCAAACGAGUAAAGUGUUGGCACCUUUUAAACUCCUAACAAGCCCUUACAGUGCUCACUAGAAUUAGUCAGAGACUUUACUGCUAUGAUGCUCAAGCUGGUAAAUCUGAGCAAAGCAGCUCUCCACAUACAGGUGUUUUUAUAUCACCUUAACUAGGGUAAGGACACCCAGGCUUUUACUGUGGCUGCUGCCUGCUCUGUGCCGUUGACAGUUACCGCCUUCAAUG
Microtus ochrogaster (prairie vole) is the source of this 2592-nucleotide messenger RNA. RefSeq names its product F-box and leucine rich repeat protein 2 (gene Fbxl2). The transcript is spliced from 15 exons. NCBI's taxonomy places the organism in Eukaryota, Metazoa, Chordata, Mammalia, Rodentia, Cricetidae. The record is from RefSeq and is a predicted model, not a curated record. Gene Ontology annotation, cellular component: cytoplasm. The coding region runs from base 67 to 1485 and encodes 472 amino acids. Gene Ontology annotation, molecular function: protein binding.